GAUGUACUACUCAUCUCCGGUAGACGGUAGUGUGACUAUGUGAGGUUCACAUCACAUGGCCAUAUUCAACAAAGAUUUUGAAAUAUAAGUUCCCUCCAAAGUCCAAACCAGAGCCCUAGACCUUCAAAUUCAACUACCAGAUAGAUAGAAAUGACUUCCAGAGCACAAAAUCAACUCCAAAAACCCCCCAAGCAGCCUCCGAGGAUCCUCAAAAAGCAAUGGUCCAUCGACGAUUUCGAGAUCGGGAAACCCCUCGGAAGGGGCAAAUUCGGCCGCGUCUAUCUCGCCCGUGAAAUCAAGAGCAAGUAUGUAGUGGCAUUGAAGAUAAUUUUUAAAGAGCAAAUAGAGAAGUACAGGCUGCAUCAUCAGCUGAGAAGGGAGUUGGAGAUUCAGAGCAGUCUUCGCCACCCGAAUGUUCUUCGGCUCUUCGGCUGGUUCCAUGACGACGAGAGGAUUUUCCUGAUCUUGGAGUAUGCUCACGGCGGCGAGCUCUACAAGGAACUCCGCAAAUCCGGAACCUUUUCUGAAGAACAAGCCGCCACUUAUAUUUCAAGCCUUACUCAAGCACUGGCCUAUUGCCACGAGAAACAUGUGAUUCACAGGGACAUAAAGCCUGAAAACCUGUUGCUGGACCAUGAGGGCCGAUUGAAGAUUGGAGACUUUGGGUGGUCAGUACAAUCGAGAAGCAAGAGACAUACAAUGUGUGGAACUUUGGACUACUUGGCACCAGAAAUGGUGGAGAACAAAGCUCAUGAUUAUGCAGUUGAUAACUGGACUCUAGGUAUUCUUUGCUAUGAGUUUCUGUAUGGUAUGCCCCCAUUUGAGGCAGAAAGCCAGAAAGAUACCUUUAGAAGGAUUAUGAGGGUCGACCUCAACUUUCCCUCCACUCCUCGGGUCUCUGCAGAAGCAAAGAAUCUCAUUAGUCGUCUUCUGGUGAAGGACUCUUCAAAAAGGCUGUCUCUUGGAAAGAUCAUGGAUCAUCCUUGGAUAAUAAAGAAUGCUAAUCCCAUCGGAGCAUGCUGGAAUUGAGAUCAUGGUUCAAGAUAGUGAAGGAUAUUAAUCAUUUUGCUUGUAAAUACAUGUCAUAUAUCAAGGCACUAAACCAAAGGGAUUUAUCUUGA
This is a messenger RNA of Ipomoea nil (Japanese morning glory), 1121 nucleotides long. RefSeq names its product serine/threonine-protein kinase Aurora-3. Gene Ontology annotation, biological process: protein phosphorylation; mitotic spindle organization; regulation of cytokinesis. Gene Ontology annotation, molecular function: protein kinase activity; ATP binding. Lineage: Eukaryota; Viridiplantae; Streptophyta; Magnoliopsida; Solanales; Convolvulaceae. Bases 151 to 1029 code for a protein of 292 amino acids. The record is from RefSeq and is a predicted model, not a curated record. Gene Ontology annotation, cellular component: chromosome passenger complex; spindle midzone; spindle pole centrosome. The transcript has 6 exons.